Oryzias melastigma (Indian medaka) is the source of this 3491-nucleotide messenger RNA. It is a transcript of the gene porb, whose product is annotated as P450 (cytochrome) oxidoreductase b. The transcript has 15 exons. Gene Ontology annotation, biological process: response to hormone. Lineage: Eukaryota; Metazoa; Chordata; Actinopteri; Beloniformes; Adrianichthyidae. The coding region runs from base 429 to 2330 and encodes 633 amino acids. Gene Ontology annotation, molecular function: flavin adenine dinucleotide binding; NADPH-hemoprotein reductase activity; FMN binding. The record is from RefSeq and is a predicted model, not a curated record. Gene Ontology annotation, cellular component: cytosol.
UUACACCUUUAGGAGCCUGGCGGAAAAGAGGGGGGGCGGAGCCGAGGACUGCAUGUACAGCUCCUGAUCAUUUCAGUGUGUGUUUGUGUGAGUGACGGGCAGGGCUCGCGGCUCAACUUUGUUUCAUGGGGAGGUCAGUUUCCCACCAUUGUGUUCAGUGACAGUGACGGGGCUGGCAGGGAUCUGUGUGGAGAGCCGACGCUGCAGCUUUCAGGGAGCAGAACAGGAAAAGGGACUCCGUUUCUUUCUGCGUUUGAGGCGCAGAACGCUCUCAAAUCUGGGGACUCUCCGCUUGCCGCUCUGGACUGUAAUUACUUUUCCAUGCUAUGGUUGCGGAGGGCUGGUUUUGAUUUUGAGCGUGAAGGCUUUAGGCCGGGCCUAGCCAGCGGUGCUACUGGAAGCCGUGAGCUACAGGGCGGCUGCAUGUCAUGGGCUGUGUCUUCUCACUGCCAGAGGACAGAAGAGAUGCUGCCGAGAGGCCAGUUUCACAACGAGAGACGAGUUUCAUUGAGAAGAUGAAGAAAACUGGGAAGAACAUCAUCGUGUUCUACGGCUCUCAGACGGGCACAGCAGAGGAAUUUGCCAACAGGCUGUCCAAAGAUGCUCAGCGCUAUGGCAUGAAAGGAAUGGCUGCAGAUCCGGAGGAGUACAGCAUGGGGGAACUGGCUCGUAUGUCUGAGAUCGAGAACUCGCUGGCUAUUUUUUGUAUGGCCACUUAUGGUGAGGGCGACCCCACGGAUAACGCUCAAGACUUCUACGACUGGCUGCAGGAGAACGACGAUGAAGAUCUCUCUGGGCUGAACUACACUGUGUUUGCUCUGGGUAAUAAAACGUAUGAACACUACAACGCGAUGGGGAAAUAUGUGGACAAAAGGCUCGAGGAGCUCGGAGCCAAACGCAUCUUUGAUCUCGGUUUGGGAGACGACGACAGCAACCUGGAGGAGGAUUUUGUGUCGUGGAGGGAGCAGUUCUGGCCGGCCGUCUGCGAGCACUUUGGAGUGGAGGCUUCAGGAGAUGAACUCAGUAUUCGGCAGUAUGAGCUGAAGGUCCACAACGAUCUCAACAUGAACAAAGUGUUUACCGGAGAAAUCGGCCGCCUGAAGAGUUUUGAGGUCCAAAAGCCGCCUUUUGAUGCCAAAAACCCCUUCUUGGCUCCCGUCACUGUCAACCGCAGACUCAACAAAGCAGGGGACCGGCAUCUUAUGCACCUGGAGCUCGACAUCACAGGCUCCAAGAUCAGGUACGAGUCAGGAGACCAUGUUGCUGUUUUCCCCACAAAUGACUCUGCACUGGUGAACAGACUGGGAGAGAUCCUUGGUGUGGACCUUGACGUGGUUAUCUCUCUGAACAACCUUGAUGAGGAGUCAAACAAAAAGCAUCCUUUCCCCUGUCCCACCACCUACCGCACUGCUCUCACGCACUACUUGGACAUCACAAACCCUCCCCGCACAAACGUCCUGUAUGAGCUGGCGCAGUACGCCUCCGACCCCAAAGACCAGGAAAACAUGCGCAAGAUGGCCUCCUCCUCCCCCGAGGGCAAGGCUCUUUACCAGACGUGGGUGUUGGACUCCUGCAGGAACAUCCUGGCCAUCCUGGAGGACAUGCCUUCUUUAAAGCCUCCUGUCGACCAUCUGUGUGAGCUGCUGCCUCGCCUCCAGGCUCGCUACUAUUCUAUCGCUUCUUCUUCUAAAGUUCACCCCAACAGCAUCCACAUCUGCGCCGUGGUGGUGGAGUACUCCACCAAAACGGGCCGGGUCAACAAAGGAGUGGCGACGAACUGGCUGAAAAACAAACUGGUUAACGGCCACAAGUCGACCGUUCCCAUGUUCAUCCGCAAGUCUCAGUUCCGCCUGCCUUUCAAAGCCACGAACCCUGUGAUCAUGAUCGGCCCGGGAACGGGAAUCGCUCCUUUCAUGGGCUUCGUGCAGGAGAGGGGCUGGCUCAAAGAGCAAGGUAAAGAGGUCGGUGAGACGGUGUUGUAUUUCGGCUGCAGACACAAGAACGAGGACUUCAUUUACCAGGAGGAGCUGGAGGAAGCGGAAAAGAGCGGAGUUUUAACCCAGCUUAAUGUCGCCUUCUCCAGGGAUCAGGAUCACAAGGUUUACGUGCAGCAUCUCCUGAAGAAAAAUAAGGAACACGUUUGGAAACUGAUUCACACGGACAACGCUCAUCUCUACGUCUGCGGGGAUGCGAGAAACAUGGCUAAAGACGUGCAGACGGCUUUGUACGAGAUCGCAGAGGAGAUGGAGGGCAUGACACGCACCCAGGCCACAGACUAUAUCAAGAAACUGAUGACCAAGGGACGCUACUCUCAAGAUGUGUGGAGUUAAAGAGCUUUCCAGUUAGCAUCACUCUUAGCCGCUGACGUGGUUGUUUAAAGGUUUCUGUUUUUACAAAUUGUUAUAUUGGGACUGAAUAUUAAAAAAAAAACAAAAAAAAAAGUUUCAACUUGUGCUCAUAGUCACCCUGUCUCGAAAGGACUUGCAGGUAGAGGAGGAUUAAGAGUCAAAUCUACCUCAGCAGGUCUUCACAUUUCCUUACUUCUGGACCUCCAUGUUUAGGGUCAGCAAACUGUUUCCCACUUUAGUUCCCAGGAAACUCUAUCACAAAUGAUAAUUAGAAAUCCAUCCAAACCUGGAUGUGUGAAGUAGGAACCCAGGGGCCACUAUGUCUUAAGAAAGCCCGCCCUUUGCGUCGGCUGCAGCAGCAGGCCGUCGUUUUGGUAACGCCUCCAGGCGGGACGAUGUGUUGAGAUGCAGAGGAUGCGCGUGUUCCCGCUGCAUCUAGAGCAGAAACGUGAAGGGGUGCUGAUCAAAAACUUCUCUUUUAGCUGAUCUUGCAGUGCUUUUAAAAGCACUUUAAAUAUGUAAAAUAUUUUAAACCUUUUUGUGAGGAAAAUGUUUGUAACAAACAGCGUCAUAGGUACAAUUAUGUUUACCUUAUUACUCUGACAUGGGAGUUUGCCUUCAAUGUAGAGGCUGCCGUUCUGUCUGUCUAACCCAUCACGGUAACUUUAGAGGCGCACUGUAAACAAGGCAGACCCAGUAUUCAUUUAAAUAAAAAAACAUGAGAUUAUAUAUAUAUAUAUUUGUGUGUGUGUGUCUUUCCCAAAAGUGGCCUGCUUUAAAAAAAAAAAAAAAACAUUUUUUAAUGUUUGUCCACAGAUGGACUUCAAUCCAGGUGUGACUGAAAAUUCUGUAUGUGACAGCAGACGAGUAAAGAGGUUUAGUGUGUUUGUACACAUGGAGAGAGAUACCCACCGUGUUGAGGAUUUCCUGUCAUUCUUUAACUUGGGCUCCUCCCCGUUCUGAUGAGAUCUUCACUUAAUCAGCUCAGUCAGGAGUUUGAAGAGCAGCCAGUGCCUUUUUUAUACUGUCCUAUGUAUAAAGUUAGCAUCAAAGCCAUGACGGUUCUCUGUCUUUCUAACAGUUUUUUUUUUCCUUCCAUGCUUACAUUUUCAUAGAAAAUUAAAUUUCUUCUGAGACACUCAA